Striga asiatica is the source of this 459-nucleotide messenger RNA. NCBI's taxonomy places the organism in Eukaryota, Viridiplantae, Streptophyta, Magnoliopsida, Lamiales, Orobanchaceae. The record is from the annotation of a GenBank genome assembly.
AUGCUAACAAAAACGAGCCCUUACUUGAUUAUUGGAGAAGUUGUGCUGUCAUAUGCUUCGAUAUUGCGAGAGCUUAAGGUGACUGAUUUUGAUCCUACGGAGAAGGUUUGGACGAGGUUUCCCCCUGAGGGGUCGGAAAUUACGCCUCUGCAUCAGUCCCCUGAGUUUCGGUGGAAGGAUUAUUGCCCAGUUUUGACACAAGACGAUAGAUUUAUGAUAAAGACUGUCAAGAAAUCAGAAGUCAAGGUACACAUAGUACAUGAAUGGGCAUGGGCUGGUACUCCAAAUGAAGGAGCUGCACGGCUUCGACUACAAAGGCUAGCCGAUACUUGGCACCGCAUGCUUUUCAAUAUCCAGGUCGAUUACUCAAAUUGCAGCUUGACUGCCAGAAGGGCCUUAUUGACGACCAUUUCUAUGGGUUUCCCGUUUUCGACAUUGAUCUCCAUUUUCGAUGGUUGA